This is a messenger RNA of Myxocyprinus asiaticus (Chinese sucker), 1575 nucleotides long. RefSeq lists its product as uncharacterized. The transcript has 8 exons. NCBI's taxonomy places the organism in Eukaryota, Metazoa, Chordata, Actinopteri, Cypriniformes, Catostomidae. Bases 1 to 1575 code for a protein of 524 amino acids. Gene Ontology annotation, biological process: B cell receptor signaling pathway; negative regulation of T cell activation; T cell receptor signaling pathway. Gene Ontology annotation, cellular component: membrane raft; plasma membrane. The record is from RefSeq and is a predicted model, not a curated record.
AUGUCGAGCAGACUCGGAAAGAGUCCGUCCAGAAAUGUCACCAUAUCUCGACCUUCUUCAUCUUCAGGAAUUCCAACAAUUCGGGCGUUAUUUCGCCGUCAGCUUGAGUACGUGCACUGGAAGAGCCGUGCGACAGGAAGUUUGUGUGUAUGUGUGUCUGUGCUGCUCAGUGGGAUGGUUUCAGAUCUCCCUAAGGUGCUGAUACUGGGGGCCAUCGCUGCGGCCUCUGCCUUUGUGGUCACCAUCCUCAUCGUACUGGUGUGUGUGGGGUGUCAGAGAAAAAGCAAAAGAAAACAUGCCCAAACCAAUGGAGGGGGUCAGAAAACAGAAACAGCUGCUCUGCGCCAUUCCAAGCUGAACUCCUUGAGUAAAUCUGACACCCGUCUGUAUGACAUGAACCGGUUUCCCUGCAACGCCAAUGGCGCCCCUAAGAGCCGACCGGCCAGCAUGGACCUUCUUCUCCUGCACACCCGCCGCUCAAACUCUGACCUCCACCCCCUGAGCUCUGCCCGCCAGAUGCCUCGAGUGCCCAUCACCUCUGAGAAUGAGGAGCGUGAACACACCUACUCCGUAGUCUGCCGUCGCCCGUCUCCCAAGCCCCCCCUCACAGACGAUGGCCUUUACGAGAGUGUUGGGAUCAAGGGGGCAGGACAUGAUGCAGCUGCCCCGCCUCCUGUUCCUCCCCCGACAUUAACCAACAUGCCCGCCAAGUGCCACGCCCACAGCCCGACGCUCAGUAGGAACAGCCAAGGCAGGGAAGGUAUGAAUGGUGCGAAUCAGGAGGCAGUGACGGCAGAGUACGCUUCCAUACGGAAGGUGAAGAAGCUGGAGCGCAGCAGGAGGGAGGAAGUGGUGGAAGAUGAGCAGGAGCAGCACAUUGUGUCCAGCACUGAGUCCUCCAGCAGCACUUUGCACAGGAAAACAGUCGAGCCAUUUCACCUGCCCAAUUUCCCAAAGGAGGCAGUGUUCAUGGGCAACGGUGAGCAGUACAUUUGGAAACCACCAGAAGAGGAUGAAAUCAUGAUGCCGGGGGUCCCUCCACUGGAGAAUGGGCACAGCCAUCCUACUGCAAUGGAGAUCUCUGACAUGUACUCUACUGUUUGUAAGACCCUGAAGAGGAGACACCAACAGGGCCAAAGCCAAGAGGAAAACAGGCUGACGGCCUCUACUGCAUCCCAAGGGGUGGAGCGGGGUUCGGGGGGCGCCGUGGGUUGGCCCGCUGGCGGUGCUUCGGGGGAAGAGGCAUGGGGGAGGAGUUGCCCCCAGGAAGAGCCUUGCUAUGAACCAGUGGGCGAGAAGACGUGGCCCCAUGGCCUGGCACUAGAGUCAGACCCGGCUUACGCCACCAUUGAUUCACACCGGAAGCGGGAGAAGCUGGCCAGCAACACACUGAAGGCCAAAAAGAAGCCUGGGGGUCCGCCUCAGGGGCCAGGAAGAGACAUGACCUGUGAGAACUUUUACGAGAAUAUCAGUGACUUAAAGCAAGGGGCAAAUGCAGCAAGCACCACCACUAUCUUUACCUUUAACGACGGAAUGGAAAUCUGGUCAGGCUGGGAGUCCAGCAAACUAGCUUAG